AUGCCGCUGCACGACAUCCUUCGGCAGCGUGCUCAGCCCUUCACGGCAGCCAUUACCUCCAACCGCAUCUUCCUCUACUCCGUCUUCUCCACCUUCGCCGUCGCUGCUACCGUCGCCAAUGCCUGUCGCGAACACAGCAACUUCUAUUCCGUCUCCAUUUUCCUCUCUAACAGCAGUCGCAGUGUCCUGAUCCUUGCCAACUUCGGCUUCAUAUGCUCCAUCCUCUUUGGUCGCAUUCUCCAGAAGCUCUUCUUUGGCACCCUACAGCCCCGUGAGGUCGAGCGUCUCUACGACCAGACAUGGAUGUUUGUCACCGAGUCCCUCCUUGCCUUCACCAUCUUCCGCGACGAGUUCGACAUCCCCUUCCUUCUCAUGUUCGGCUUCCUCCUGUUUGUCAAGUGCUUCCACUGGCUUGUGGCAGACCGCGUCGAAUCUAUGGAUCAAACUAAUUAUCCUGGUCCACCCACCCUCUUCCACAUCCGCAUCAACUCCCUCUUUGCCGUUCUCUGGGCUGUGGAUGCCACCAUGUUUGCCAUUGCAGUCGAGAGCACGCUCAGCCACGGAGUCGGAGGCAUGGUCCUCUUCGCGAGCGAGUACGCGAUCCUUCUCGCGAGCGCUCUCAAUGCAAUACUGCGCUACACGCUGUCCAUCAUCGACUUGCGACGCGCUCGCACACGUGGAGGCGAAAGCGCCCCUCCGUGGGAGAACAAGAGCAUGUACAUCUUCUAUAUCGAACUCCUCACUGAUUUCCUCAAACUGGCAACUUACCUGACGUUCUUCAUGAUCAUCCUCACAUUCUACGGGCUCCCGCUCAACAUCAUCCGUGACGUGUUCAUCACCGCACGCUCGUUCAUCACCCGUCUCCGCGCGCUCAUCCGCUACCACAACGCUACCCGAGACAUGGAUCGGCGCUAUCCCGACGCGACCGAAGCAGAGCUAGCCGUCAUGUCAGAUCGCACCUGCGUCCCAGAACAUCAGCAAGCACAAGCGGCACCGCCCGCAGAUGGGCCCAACAUGACGCCCAAAAAACUGCCCUGCGGACACAUUUUCCACUUCCAAUGCCUUCGCUCAUGGCUUGAACGCCAGCAGAGUUGCCCUACAUGGUUAGUGCCUCAAUCUCCGCCUUUCUCUUUGCUCAUGAUUUAUGACCAGGCGCUGGGUCAAGAUCAAGCCCGCGUGGCGCGCCCUCGUCCCGGUGCUGCACCUGGGGCCGCUGGGCCACCAAUGGGCUGGCUUGGACGCUUCCUCGGAUUGCCGCCUGUUGUGCAGCCGCCCGCGCCUCCACCGCAAUUCGGACCCGGCGCCUUCCCGGCGCCAGGCGCAGGAGCCGGCGCUGCGCUUCCCCAUCCGCAACCGUUCCAACACCAGCAACACCAGCAACAGCACCAGCAUCACCAGCAGCCGCUCGGGUGGGGCGCCCCGCUACCACCCCAUCUCGCCGGGCAAAUCCCCCCUCCGCCGCCGCCGCCGUUUUAUGGGCAGGGUUGGCAACAUCCCCCACCACCCCCGCACGCACCACCCCCAUUCCGUGGGUUCUAUGACCCCGCAUGGUACGCUCAGGCCGCUCAAGCAGCUCAGCACGCCCCUAGGCACCCUACGCACACCCCUACAGCGGUCGAUGAGCGCGGGCCGCCACGCCCAACACCUACAACCGCUGCUGCAGACGAGGCAACCGCGCCCCCGCGCGCCGCGGCAACGCUCGCUGCGCUUCGGAGACGCCAGCUAGGGGCUUCCGCCAGCCCGAACGCAACGGCCGAGCGCGAGAGCAACAUCGUAUUCGUGCCGAAGCGGCGAAGUUCCAGCGAGCGCCCUCCGAUGACCGCGGGCGCCGCCGCUUCUCCCGCGAGCCCCACAUCUCCUCCUGCCCCCUCGCGCCCCCAACUCACGUUGCCCGAGCCGCACGCCCAAGGCCAUCCACCCCUCCCGGCGCUCAUCCCCCUGUACGACCCAAGCCUCGUCCUCCCACCGCGGCCCGCGCCCCCGUACCCGUACACUCAGCGCGCGGCGGACGCAAGUCGCCGCCGCCCGCUUGCAGAGCUCCCCGCAGCACUGACGGACGCCCAGCUCGCGCGGCUCGACGCGCUUACGCGCGAGGCGAUCGACGAGCGGCUGCGCGUACUCGAGGGCGUGUCUGGCGCGGUGUACCGCUGCGUGGAGGAGCUGACAAGGGUCCGGAGCGUGCUCCCGGCCACGCAGGGCACGGCGGCUGUGACCACGGCCCCAGCGGCGUCUUCGAGCGCGGUGGCGGCCGCGGAGUCGUCUUCAGAGUCUGGAGAGAAGGCUAAGGAAAAGGAGAAGGAGAGGGAGUUGCAGAGGGAGGGAGAGGGAGAGGAUGCAGGUCCGAACGUGAGCGCGAGGGACGAGUGGUCCUCCUCGGGUUCGUCGGACGCGGAGCUCGUCGAGGCGGCGGAGUCGAGCUAG
Molecule: messenger RNA, 2421 nt
Organism: Epithele typhae
Lineage: Eukaryota; Fungi; Basidiomycota; Agaricomycetes; Polyporales; Epitheliaceae
Exons: 16
Coding region: 1-2421 (806 amino acids)
Cellular component (GO): cytoplasm
Source: RefSeq, a predicted model, not a curated record